Molecule: messenger RNA, 1386 nt
Organism: Onthophagus taurus
Lineage: Eukaryota; Metazoa; Arthropoda; Insecta; Coleoptera; Scarabaeidae
Molecular function (GO): zinc ion binding
Source: RefSeq, a predicted model, not a curated record
UAUUAGUUAAUAGUUUUUUCUUAAUAGUAAUUUGUAGUUAUUUUAUUCCUUUCUUUAUUAUGGAGGCAGGCUUUAUGAAAGCAGAUUCUAGCAAUUUACCUGCUGUUAAUGCUUUUAUGGUGCAUACUUUUUAUUGCAAAAAUUUGAAUUUUAUGAGUGCAGAAAUUAAAAAUGUUAAAACAGAAAGAUCUAGUAAAGAUUCGUAUGGUGAUGAUGCAAUUGGUAAUGUUCAAUUAAAAAGAGCAGACGGCUUAUGCAUUGUUAAAGCACUUAUUACACCUGAACACCGUAUUCACCAAAAAGGAUAUGGUGUUACUAUCAUUAUAAAUGAAAGGGACGAGGAAGUAAUUAGCUGUGAAUGUCAUGACUGUGCAGCUUCGGCAGGUGGCUGCAAGCAUGGAGUAGCUGUAUUAAUGUGGUUACAUCGUAGAAGUGAGGAACCUUCAGUAACUUCUGUUGAUUGCUAUUGGAAAGCCCCCAAACUAGCAAAAGUGGGGAAAUCUUUAAAAAACAUAACCGUUCAAGAAAUGUUUACUAAACCAAUUCCCAAAUUAAGAAAAAAUGAAGGGCGCUUCCUGGAAGCUGUAGUUGAAAAGGGAAAAGCAGCUGGUAGCAGCUCUAUAUUAUUAAAUUAUUUUAAUGAAGAUUCGCCUAUUAUGAAAACGUCAAUACAUCACCUUAGUUUAAAAUAUAAAGCAGAGAAUGCAGUGUAUAGUGCUGAUGGGCUUAUCAAUUAUUGUAAAGAUAUAAUACAGGAAGAGGAUUGCGUUUCAGUGGAAGCCUUAACCAAACAGCAAUCAAAAUCAAAUGAGUGGUAUGAGACGCGAUAUGGUCGAAUAACCGCUUCAAAAGUGUAUGAAGUAUGUAGAUGCAAAACUGAGGAUGGAUGUUUGGUUGAAAGCAUUCUUGGUUCAGGAAAAAUUCCUCAGACAGCUGCUAUGUCAAGAGGACUUAAGUUAGAGGAAGAGGUUCUUGACAUGGUUCAAAAAAUUUAUAAAAUUAAUAUAAGGAAAUGCGGAAUUUUUAUAUUAAAAGAUUACCCAAUAUUCGGCGCAUCACCUGAUGGAAUAUCUGAAAAAUAUUGCAUCGAGAUAAAAUGUCCCCAAGCCCAAAAUUAUGUUAAAUAUAUUGAUAAUGAGGGUAAAAUCUCUAAAAAAGGUUAUGCCCAGCUCCAGCUACAGAUGUUGUUCAGUCAAAGAAAACAUGGACUGUUCUGUGUGGCAUCUCCAUCAUUUGAAGAAACCAAAGCAGUCACUAUUGUGGAAAUCCCAUUUGAUGAAGAAUAUUGCAAAGAUUUAAUGCAAAUUGCUCAAGAAUUUUGGAAAACAGCUAUUUAUACCAAAAUAAUAAAAUAAUUUUCAUGUAAUAAAUUGUACAAAAAAUUAA